CCUGAGAGGUCUAGGGAUCGCCACAACUACACUGCCACUUCAGUCAGUCGCACUUCGACACCCGCACAAAGACGAUAUAGAAGACUUCUGCGCCUGAAGAUGCCCCUUUCAAGCAGCUCCACAUCCUCCACAAAGAGCAUCCGCAGAGCAGCAUCCGAGUUGGAGAGGUCUGACUCCAUCACGUCUCCAAGAUUCCUCGGUCGACGGCAAAGCUUGAUUGAGGACGCGCGCAAAGAGAGGGAAGCCGCCGCUGCAGCGGCAGAUGCUGCAGAGGCCAGUGAGCAGAUAGUGUUUGAGGAGGACAACGGAAAAGCGCUGCUCAACCUUUUCUUCACUUUGAGAAACUCCAAGACACCUGCACUGUCGCGGACACUCAAGGUUUUUGAGACAUUUGAAGCUAAGAUUCAACAUUUGGAGACGCGACCAUGUCUUAAGCUCAAGGACAGCCUGGAGUACUUUGUUCGCUGUGAGGUGCACCUCUCAGAUGUUAGUACGCUCAUCAGCUCCAUCAAGAGGAAUGCAGAGGAUGUUAAAACCACCAGAGAAGUCAAAUUUCAUUGGUUCCCAAAGAAAAUAGCAGAUUUGGACAAAUGUCAUCAUCUGGUCACGAAAUUUGAUCCAGACUUGGACCAAGACCAUCCUGGCUUCACAGACCCUGCUUACAGACAGAGGAGGAAAAUGAUUGGAGACAUCGCCUUCAGAUACAGACAUGGGCAGUUGAUUCCGAGAGUGGAAUACACAGAGGAGGAGAUCGGCACAUGGAGGGAAGUCUACUCAACUCUGAGAGACCUGUAUAUCACCCAUGCCUGCAGUGAAUACCUCGAGUCCCUCCGUCUGCUGGAAAGGUAUUGUGGGUAUAGUCCAGACAACAUUCCCCAGCUGGAAGACGUGUCAUGCUUCAUCAAAGAGCGUACAGGGUUCCUGCUGCGUCCAGUGGCAGGUCUGCUCUCAGCCAGAGAUUUUCUGGCCAGUUUGGCAUUCCGGGUGUUCCAGUGCACCCAGUACAUCCGUCACGCUUCCUCCCCCAUGCACUCCCCAGAACCUGACUGUGUGCAUGAACUGCUGGGCCACGUCCCCAUGCUGGCCGACCGCACCUUUGCCCAGUUUUCACAGAACCUUGGUCUGGCAUCACUUGGGGCUUCAGAUGAAGAUAUUGAGAAACUAUCCACAUUGUACUGGUUCACUGUCGAGUAUGGCUUAUGUAAACAGAAUGGGGAGGUGAGGGCUUACGGAGCUGGACUGCUCUCCUCUUAUGGAGAGCUUGUGCACUCACUGUCUGAUGAACCAGAGACAAGGCAGUUCGAACCAGAGGCUGCAGCAGUGCAGCCUUAUCAAGACCAGACGUACCAGCCCGUCUACUUUGUUUCUGAGAGUUUUUCAGAUGCCAAGGAGAAAUUCAGGGGGUACGUGGCCGGUAUCAAGCGUCCCUUCUCUGUGAAGUUUGACCCGUACACCAGCAGCGUUGAGGUGCUGGACAACCCGCUGAAGAUCCAAGGAGGCCUGGAGGGUGUGAAGGACGACCUUAAGAUACUGACGGAUGCCCUCAGUGUUUUGUCAUGAUGACGCCUCUGUCUGCGACUGCCCUGCUGUUGUCUGCUUCCUCUCCGCUGAGACUUCUGACGUGUGAUCAAGACCAAUGUGUUCAUAUUUCUGUGCUGUACCUCCAGUAUGAUGCUGUUUCUGAUGAGUUGGUGUUUUGCCGUCGCUGGCUAGUUGGCCGACAAGGUUGCAACCAUUAAAACCUCAAUACGCAGUGCAGGCAAAGUUUCCAAAGAUGUUAAACGUCUCGCUGGGUGAAAUUAUUGGGUUUUACAGGCUGGGCCAUUCAUGCUUUUAAAGCAACAUGUGAUAUAAUGAAUGUAUUUAAAGAAAACUAAAUGAAAAAAAGAAAGAAACAUAAUGGUAAAAUAUAGAUUCAAAUGUCUAUUUAGAUUAUAUUUAUUUUAUUUAGAAAGAUCUGUUGUGUUAAAGGCUUUAUUUUCCAUAUAUGCGAUAUCAGUAUUUGAGUAUUGGUCUACUUCUAAAUGUGUUGAUUUGUCUGGUUUUAUGCUGUUUUGUCUUGCACGUUAUAUGCAUACUAAAAUAAAUAUCAAAACAUACUUUCCA
Molecule: messenger RNA, 2106 nt
Organism: Anarrhichthys ocellatus (wolf-eel)
Lineage: Eukaryota; Metazoa; Chordata; Actinopteri; Perciformes; Anarhichadidae
Gene: th
Product: tyrosine hydroxylase
Exons: 13
Coding region: 100-1560 (486 amino acids)
Biological process (GO): dopamine biosynthetic process from tyrosine
Cellular component (GO): axon; cytoplasm; perikaryon
Molecular function (GO): iron ion binding; tyrosine 3-monooxygenase activity
Source: RefSeq, a predicted model, not a curated record